Messenger RNA from Fusarium subglutinans, 1653 nucleotides. RefSeq names its product cytochrome P450 monooxygenase. The record is from RefSeq and is a predicted model, not a curated record. The transcript is spliced from 7 exons. Lineage: Eukaryota; Fungi; Ascomycota; Sordariomycetes; Hypocreales; Nectriaceae. Gene Ontology annotation, molecular function: iron ion binding; monooxygenase activity; heme binding. The coding region runs from base 1 to 1653 and encodes 550 amino acids.
AUGUUUCAAACAAUUUCCAUACCAAGCCGGGAGCUGACUACAGCUUUGGCUGUGCUCUCCCUGGUUCUGGUCCUAGUCCGAAAAGCAAUAUCAAGGCACAAGAAAACUAGGACACUCCUUCCUCUUCCCCCUUCACCUCCUAGCACAAACAUUGUCACUGGCCAUCUUCCAACUGUCCUGAAAGCAGCCAAGGAACAUCGCCAGCACCUUCUUUUUCAAAGGUGGGCCCAGGAAUACGGCGAGGUGUUUUUCGUCCAGCUCGGUACAAUCCAGGAGUACUUCAUCAACAGCGAUCAAGCCGUGAGGGCUAUAUUCGACAAGGCCGCGGCCCAAACAUCUGAGCGCCCGCGCUGGAUUGUUAGUAACGAGCAGAUAUGCAACCGGCUCAACCUUCUCCUUCUCAGUUCCAGCGAUAAAGUAUGGAAAAGUCAGCGGAAGGCCACAACCUUUGGGCUGACUAACUUGAAUCUCGCUGAUGCUGGUCUUCCAUUUCUCCAUUUUGAAACGCUGAAGUUCCUGAAUGACAUUGCUCAAGAUCCCAACAAAGGUGCUGAUCCGCAAUCUCUAUGGUCGAGCAUUGGUCGCUACACAUAUAGCACAUUCUCGUCCCAGAUCUUUGGCCUUGAUGUUCCUGAAGACAACAGUCCUGUCAUUGACUACAUAUUCGAAACAGGCCUAGCUCAGAUUCUCGGUAUGCUCCCUGGCUACUAUUUAGUUGACACUUUCAACAUUCUCGAUAAGCUGCCACUAUUUCUUAAACCCUGGGAGAGGGACGCAAAGGCUAGACAUAAGCGUGACUAUGAGUGGUGCUGUGAUAAGCUCAAGAGGGUAAAGUCACAGAUUGAUGCCGGAGAGGCUCCGCCUCAUAUGACUUUUAUCCGAAGGGUCAUCGAAGACCCAAAUCAUCUGGGACUUGACAGCCUCGAGGAUGCCUCAUACUUGGGCAUGAUGUUAAUCAUCGGGGCCUCAGAUACAAGCCGGAUAUCGACUUGGUCGUUCCUUGAGGCCAUGUUAACGUUUCCCGAUGUCUGCAACAAAGCGAGAAAAGUAAUUGAUUCGGCGGUUGGAGAUAGAGUUCCUGUAUUCGAGGAUCUGGAGAGUGUGCCAUAUAUCCGUCAGGUCAUGAAGGAAUCAUGGAGAUGGCGCCCACCUGUUGCUCUGGGCCACCCCCAUACCACCACUCGGGAUAUAAUCUAUAAGGACUACCGCAUACCAAAGGGAGCGAGGAUACAUUUGAAUGCUUGGGCAAUCCAUCGGGAUCCUAAACGCUAUCCAGAUCCCGACAAUUUCAUACCUGAGCGUUUCGAGGGUGAUACAAGACCGAGCCAGGAAAGCGCUGCAUCUCCUGACGUUUCCAAAAGAGACCACUUCGUCUUUGGAGCUGGACGUCGUAUCUGCCCUGGUUACCAUAUCGCGGAUAGAAGCUUUGCUGUCAGUGUUAUGCGAAUCCUUUGGGCUUUCGACAUUGGUUUGAAGCCGGGGACAAAACUUCCCCUUGACCCCCAAAGCUUUCCAGGCGAUAUGCCAGGUAAUCCCGGACUACAAUUACCUGUCGUAUUAACCGUCAGGAAUCCCGAGAGACUGGCAACCAUACUAAAGGAGUUUGAGGCAGCUGUUCAGAGCCGGGAAAGGAUGGAACCGUUGGCUGGAUAA